AUGGAAAAGGCUGACGAAAUCCCAGUUAUAAUAAACUCGUCGUCAGUGGGGGGUAUUACCAAAGAUAGCAUUGAAGCUGGCAUCUCGAAUAGUACUGAUAUCAGUUCAGAAUCAGAGUACAAUUCAGUAAGGGAUGAGGACGAGAAAGAAGUUCUUGAUGAAAUUGGCAGUGACACUAAUGACGAUUUUGUGGGUAAUGAUCCUAUUGAUCCUAUACAAAAUCAGACUUUGACUGACAAGAUUGACAUAACUGUGGUGAGAUCUAUGACUGAAGAUGAUUUGAAGCCGUAUUUACCAGCGCACGGAGACAGACUGGCUUUAAAAUCUUUUGCUUCUAAAAGCAGGAGAAUAAGCCUUAUUGAGAAACUAAAAACAACUUUCGAUUCCUUUGGAGAGAGUUCCCAGCCACGACCUCAUUCUAAACCUGCCAAAAAAGCCAAAGGAAACAAUUUAAAGGAAACAAGAAUGAUAGAAAUUGGAUGGAAAAUAUAUUGCCCGAAGAAAAAAGAAUUCAGGCCUGUUAGAAUGCCGACAGGUGGCACAAGAAGGAUAUCGGUACCAAAAAUAAUGAAAUAUAACGACAUUCUUGCAAAAGCUAUUGAUCUAUUUUUUCCUGAUGGUUCCUCGUCAUACGGACAUAUCAGAGAGUUCGAAUAUGAAUUGCAAGAUUAUAAAUCUUUGAAAAUAGUGGAAGAUAUUGACAUCAAUAAGAUGUAUGAGGUCUCGGGAAUGAAUACAUUAAGGUUUUACCUAGCAACCACAAAACAUGAAAAAGAUACCGACUUUAUGCCUGCAGUUACGAAGCCUCCAGACACAUUUACGAUGUCUUUAAGAAACAGCUCGGAGCCGAAUAGUCUAAACCUUGAAAGACUUGUAGAAAACAUAUUUGGUGCUGAUGCUAAUGAAUCGCCAAUGGACAUGUUUUACCUGAACGAAAAUAAUAUUUACGACUUACCAGCGAAUACUUCGUAUGCGCCCGAGUAUGCACCAGGAAGUACAUCAAGAACUAAUACCAAUUCAGUAUCAAAUACUCUCGCGUCGUCAACGGAAAUUCGAAACAUGACCCACAACCCCUCUGAUCCUGCUUCUUUCGAAUCGCCUCCAGAAGAAAGAGAAUACAAAGAAUGGGAAGCUGUGGCCAAAAUAAUUGUAGAAAGCUACAUAUCCCAACAGUAUUUCCCAAUUAAAAUCGCACCAGUUUUUGUUAAAAGUUGCUUGGGCUUGGAACUGGACGAAAAGGAAGUAUUGGAAAACUUUUUGAUGUAUGUGUCCCCUUCCGAUGCAUUGCUUUUAAAAAAAGCUUUGAUAGAUUUCGACAGCGUAGAUAUAGAUGACAUACUGGAAUUCUGUUCAAACUAUGAUGGCAAGUGGGUACCGACUAAAGAUAGUUUUGAAAAACUUUUAGGCCAAAUUGCCUUUGAAGAAUUGGUCCAAAAACCGAACUAUGUGCAGGCUUGUUGGCAGAAUGCUUUCCAGAAGAAUUUGGGAGACCUGAAUUUAGACGAAAUAUAUUCCAAAUAUGCCCCAACCGAUAAAAAUAUUUUAUGUAUGCUGGACGUUCCAGAAAAUUUAGAUGAUGAGCAAAGGAAAGUCGUGGCUUUUCUUAAAAAAAUCAUAAAAGAAAGCGACGAGAAAACAAGAUCAUCGUUCCUUCGAUUCUGCACGGGGUCCAAUUUGGCUAAUGCUAAAAUAUUGAUACAUUUUAAUGACAAUACCGGUUUGAGUAGAGCCCCAGUGGCUCAUACUUGUAAUAAUUUGUUAGAACUUCCGACCACCUACGAGAAUUUUAUGAUUUUCAGGUCAGAAUUAAAUAAUAUUUUAAAUGCAGGCGUUUGGGUUAUGGAUAUAAUCUAA
This is a messenger RNA of Ceutorhynchus assimilis (cabbage seed weevil), 1854 nucleotides long. The record is from the annotation of a GenBank genome assembly. Lineage: Eukaryota; Metazoa; Arthropoda; Insecta; Coleoptera; Curculionidae.